CUAAUUUCAUGAUAACCAGUAAGAGCUAAUCUCACAGGAAGGCCUCGUUGCUAAUGGAGGAGCGUCCAUAGCAGCGAACACCGGAGCCAAGCAAUAUUAACCGGACUAAGACAUGAUGGCUGCAUCUGCAUUACGUAUUGGAGACCAGCUGAUCUUAGAGGAAGAUUAUGAUGAAAACUAUAUUCCCCAAGAACACGAAAUCCAAGAGUAUGCACGAUUGAUUGGAAUAGACCCUGAAGCAGAGCCUGAACUUAUGUGGUUAGCUCGGGAGUGCAUUGUGGCACCCUUACCUUCAGAAUGGAAACCUUGCCAAGAUGUUACAGGGGAUAUAUAUUACUUUAACUUUUCCACCGGAAAGUCUACAUGGGAUCACCCAAAUGAUGAACAUUAUCGGGAGAUGGUGAAGCAGGAGAGGGAAAAGCUACAGGCACGUGGUGGGGGUAAGAAGAAAGAAAAGAUCAGGAAAAAGGAGAAGAAGAAAGAAAAGAAAAGCAAAGAGGUGCCAAAACCCAUUCCGUCCUCUCUUGGACCAAUGCAAAGUUCCCUGGGGAGUCUAGCCCCUCUUCGAGGUCUUAGCCAACCAACGGGAACCAGUGGAGGCACACGGGUUUCACUGAGCAGCAGUGCAGGAAGUUCAGGGGGAUUUGACUCCCUGCUAACUGGCACACCUAGGAAUUCAUCCAAACUUACUUCUUAUAUCAAGAGCAGUGCAGGACAUCGAUCAGAGGAAAUAAAUCUACCUGGUCUAGAGGAAGAUAUGGAGGGUGAGCAAGAGAGUGAAGAUCAGAGCCCCUGGGGGUCCCCACGUCUACUCAAAAACUUGCAUAUGGACCUUGGAUAUCUGGGCGGAGGUUUUGAAUAUGAGGACUCUGAAGUGAGUGAGGAUGCCAAGCAUUUGGCAGAUAACAAAGAGGCUAUCUUGGAUUUGAAGUCCAUUGGUCGGUCAGAUGAAAAGGUGUUGGACAUCAGUGCCUUAUCGCCAAGACCUCUUAGCCCCAAGGAAGCUAAAGUUUUAGAAGAUGUCAAAGAAUUUUCAGAAUCUGCUAAGAGAAGAGGGAAUGUCUUGGAAUUUGGUCAGCUAGAUGAAAAGGUGUUAGAUAUCAGUGCCCUGUCACCUUUGCCUCUCAGCCCCAAGGCCUUGGAAGUGAGUGAGGAUGAAGAUUUUUCAGAAUCUGCCAACAGUAGAAAGGCCGUUUUGGAUUUUGGGUUUAGAGGUCAAUCAGUAGAAAAGGUACUGGACAUAAGUGCCCUGUCUUCAAAACCUCUCAGUCCCAAGGAUAUAAUAGAAGAGGAGGACCUGAGUGAAGAUAUAGAGGAAAAGGAUAUAAGCGAGGAAGAUGUAAGCAAGAAACUUGACAUGGACCAAAUGACAGAUAUAAAAGAGAAAGUUGUGGAGAAAGUGAGCAAAGAAAAUGCUAGAAAUCACGUAAGUGAGGAACACAUGGAAGAGCAGAUCAAGGAUAAUCUGAAUGAAGCACACAUUAAAGAUCAUGCCAAGGCCAUUACAGAAAGGAGUGAAAGGCAAAGUCAUUUAGAUGAGGAAUCGGUAUCUUUGUCUGAGGAGUCAUCCAGUCAUAAGAUUGAUCCCCCUGAAACUGUUGUGGAUUUCCCUAAUUUAGUUGAAAAUUACUCCAAACCUACUGAGGCUACACAAAAAUUUGAUGAAGAGACAUCUAAGUUAGAAGAUGCAGGGAAAGAGAGAGCUUUAGAGGAGGAAAUCAUGCAGAGACCACAACAUCUGAGAGAGUCAUUGAGGCUUCAGGAAGAAAAGGACUCUAGACUUCUGCGAGAGCAACAUGAAAGCAACCUCAGGACCUUGAGGGAAACACUGGAACUAGAAAUGCAGAAGGAGGAAGCCAGAAUGAGAGAGAUUCAGACAGAAAGACUUCAAAUGCUAGAAUCUGAACUAAGAAUAGAAAGAGAGACAGAGGAAAAAAGAAUAAGAGAACGUGAGGAAGCUCUUCAUGAAGAUCUGCAUAGAGCAGCAGAGCAACUUAAGACCUCCUUGGAGGAAUUAGGGCUGCAGUUGAACACUUCCUUGAAAGAGAAAAUAAAGAGUGAAACUGAAGCAUCUUUGAAAGAGGAAAGAAAUAUUCUGCUAAAAGAAAGAGAAACCUUAAUCAGUGAACUUAGGGAGACCCUAAAACUACAGACUAAAGAGGCUCUUGAGUCAUUAGAACGGCAGCAUAUGCAGAAGGUGGAGCAACACAGAGUGACAAUCAGUGGCAAAGCUGUAGAGAUUUCCCAGAAUGAUGUCCAGACAGCCAAUGACGUUGAACUCACCCACAGGAAAGUGUCCCAGGUGUUAGAAUAUGAGAGAGAGCUUAGUGAUCUCUUGGAGGAAAAGAGAAGAGAGGUGCAAAGGGAUCAUGAGACAAAGAUGGCGAGACUGAAGGAGCAGCAUGAUCAGGAGCAAGAGAGAGUGCAGUCCCAGUAUGAGGAGCAGGAGCAUAAUCUGCGAACCCAGAUGCUAGAGAUGCUACAAGAAGAACGGAGAAGGAUGUUGCAAAUUCAUGAACAAGAACUGGAGGCAGAACGUCAGAUCCUGGAAACAAAUCAGGAGGAGAGACGUUGUGCUUACCAAGACAAGGAGACUCAACUGCAGGCCUUGGAGCAAAAGCAACAGAUUCGAAGGAAGCAUCUAGAGGCAGAAACAUUGCAGAUAGACAUCCAGGAGGAUGUUUUAAAAAAAAGAAGAGAACAACUGGAUGAACAGGAGCUGGAGCUAGAGAAGAGAGCUGAGGGUUUGGAAACUUCACGUCUCAGUCGGCAUGUGCAGGACAAUAAAGAACAGCUACUUCGUAAAUCAGUCCGACAAAUAGAGAGAGAAUUUGAGGAGAUUAAAGGUCAAAAAACUGAGCUUGAAACUGAGAUACAAUUGUUACAGUCUCGCCGUGAACGAUUGCAGAAAAUAGUAAGUGAUUUAGAUAAGGAGAUCAGCUGCAAACGUAAACAUCUAAAUGAUAAAGAUAGUGAGACAGAGAAAAUGGAGCCUGUACUUACCUUAGAAGACCUGACACGGACCAGGAAGUCUCUGCAUAAGGAUAGCUCUGAACAUCCCCAGUCACCAGUAUAUACAGAGGGCAAUGAGGACAUAUUGACUAAUGUGCGGCAUUACAUCUCAUCUCAAGGUGCCUCCAUACAAAGUGCAAAGGAUUUCUUGCAGCAACAAACCCACUCAAUGCGCCGCCGGCAGAGCCUGCUCAGGUCCACCAAGCAUCAGUGGCGACAUGACAAUAUGCAGUUAAGCCCGGAUGCAGAUGGAUUACAACUUGCAGAGAGAGGGGGAAAUAGCAUUGAAGAGGAACCACACAUUCUGCAUGAUGUACACUCUACCAUGCAAAAGGGACAGAUCUUGCUACAAAAAAAGGAGCAGCAUUUGCAGGACCUGGAAAACUCACUUAUGAAAGAGAUAUUGGAAGAGGAUGGAAUGAAAGGUGCAAGUAGUAAGAAGGUGGUGACUUUUGACCUAAGUGACUCAGAGGACUCAAGCAGUAUAUUAAGUACUGACCUAAACAGAUGUAGUAAUAUGGGCUCACAGCCUUUUCUUCCCAUCAAAGUACAGCAUCUAAGUAAUUCAUUGUGUCGUAUCACAGCUGAGCUCAAUGGGGUUCUAAAGUCCAUGGAAUCAGUCACCUCUGAUCCUAAUGUCACUCUCCCUACCUACAUUCCAACCAGCACACCUCUAUCUGUGCCACAGCCCUUCUCUCUAAACAAGCUGAGUACUUUGGCUGCAACACCUUUGUCCUCACCAUCUAGCAGAACAAAUGGUAUAUCAAGACUUAAUGAUACUUCUUCCUCCUCUUUGGAUGCCAUGUUAAAGGAAAAAUUGCGCAAGUAUUUUCCAGAACAAUCCCCAUGGUUGAAUAAUUACCCCACAAGGACAGAAAAUACUUUUGGAUAUAUAUCAGCCAGAGAGCAAACUCAUAUGAUGCAGAGCACAGCACCACAUAUUCAAGACACAGACAGUCGAAGUGUUGAUCAGAUGAUUGACUCCAGCAAGAAGUGGCUUGAUAGCUACAGGAGAGACCCCAAAGUGCCUCUUUUUCCCAGGGCAAGCAAAUAUGCCACAGGGGGAAGGCUCCUUCAGCUGGAACUGGAUGAACACAACCAAAUCAAAGUCUGUCAUUAUUAGACGCGAAACAUCUCCCUAGGCAGAUACAUGGAGCAUGCAGCACCUUAACCUAAAGAGAUCACUCUUAUAAAAACAAUUUACCUCAGUUGAGUAUCCUAUAUGCCGUUUAUAGAAUCAUAAGUCAAUGCAUUUGAACAGCAGGAUUGCGUGUAACAUUAUUGCAGUGUUUACUCUGGGCAUGCAAAGCUAGGGGUAUGUCAGGCUUAGCAUGUAACAGUGUGUUACAUCUUUGGCCAAGAGAGGACUUGAAAUUCCUGUAUGAUGAUUUGUAGAUCAUUCAUAACCCCCAUCCCAGCAAGAAUAUUAUAAAGCUUAAUAUCCUUUUUUUAUCUAAUGUUCUCACAACAGUACUGUCACUAAAUAAGCAACUGUACAUCCUUAUGGGGUAGAUCAACUCUGUAUACUCGUCUUCCCUCUAAUCUUCAGUUUGAGUUUGCUGCUUUUCUACUGCAGACUUUUUUUCACAGAGGAAGAAAGAAAAAUGUGACACCUUUGUUCUAGCUUUUUCUGCUACAAUUGGACCAGGAUGGUGAUCUUUCAGGCAGCCUGUAUCCCUGAUGGGCUUAAUAUUGUUGUGACCUUGGCACAAGGAAAUAGUUGUUAAUUUACUAUAUUGGAAAUUUGUACUGUUGUCAUGCACUUUGACACAAAAGAUUUGUAAAAAUACCAUCAGCUUGUUGAGAUAGGAGUAGAUCUUCCCCCAAUAGCAGUUUUUCUUCUUACUGAAUUUCUGUAAGAAUAUGGAAAUUUAAGAAUUAUCUGUCUCAUUCAGAGCAAAAUCCGAUCUUAAGGCUUUUGACUUUAAGUGGAAAGUUAAACAUUUUUAAUAAAAAGUUUUAAUUGACGACACAUUUUUUUCUAUAGCAACAUAUCAAUUUUCUGUCUUUGAAAGUGAUUUUAUGCUUACAUCAAGCAAUUAUGUGGCACUUUCAGGAACACCGUAGAAUAAAAACUAAAUUUAGAUGCAAUAAAGUUUAUAGGUCUCCAGGAACCUCAGAGCUUACAAAUAUAGGCAACUCAAUGAUUCAUAGAGAAAAGUGGCUGAGCCUCAGAUUGAAUUUUGCCAUCCUCUCUGGCUGAAAUGUGAGGUUUGUUUUUGUUUUGUUUUUGGGGGGGGGGGGGGUCUCGGACCAGAUUUAGAACUUUAGACACACCCGCAGAGUGCCUUAGCCAUCCUACUCGACGGGAAAAACACAUUUAACAAUGACUGUACAUUAUUAAUAGUAUCUUUAUACGUAAUGUGACAACUGCACUAUAUGGGGGUACUAUAAAUAAAUAUGGGACAGGGAAGGCAGUCUAAGAUAGGGUUACAAGGCCCAGCUCCCUGACAUAAAUUGUUCUAAUCUGAAUUCUUACAUACAAUACAAAAUGUAAGCAAUAUAUAUGUACAUAUUUUUCAGUAUAUUUUUUGCUAUAUUAAAUAUAAUAUAUAUUUCAUUUACCUAUUUUAUUGUAUUGCUGUAUUCUAACCCAUUAAAUUCACAAAUAAAGUGAGAGCCCCAAAUUUAGCCACAUUGCUUAUAAUGGUUCGCAGGUCUCACAUCAGCAGUUUAUUUUUAAGAAAAACAAAACUUUAGUAUAUCUAGUCCAGCAGUUGCCGUUUAUAUUCAAGAUUUACUGAGCUAUCAGACCAUCUACUCAGCAGAAUGUCUGCUGCUUAAGUAAACGGUGCAUCUUAUGGCAUUUAGGGAAAACAGCAAGAUACUUUAGCAUUGUGUGAGUAGCAAGGAUAUUUAGGCCUUUAAGGAAAUGCAUAUAUGUAGUUGAAUUUUAAAGGAAUCACAAGCUCAUAUAUAGCAAACUGUUAUGCUUUUACAGUGGAUCAACCAAGACCAGAAACAAUAAUCUGCUGUUUUUGCAUUACUGUAAUUCCCCAGUCUGUCAUAUUUUAUAAUGAAAACUUGAAUAUUGUCAUGUUUGGUUGUGAUUCUGAAUAGAGAAUAUUCUGACAAUCUCAAUCUGUUUCUACUUUAUUUUAGACUUAGAGAGACACUGAAUACAUUUCAUGCAACUCCCUCUAAUCAUGGGCGCUGCCAUUAUGGAACCUACGUUACACUGCACAUGUGCAACAGUUCUACUUUAGAUACCUACAAACAGGUCAGAUAGUGAACGAUAGAAGGCGGGGAAUAACCUCAAUACUAUGCUUAUAAAAUAUAUUGAGUGUUUAAUGUCCAUUUUAAAUCUGUGGCCACCAAAACCUAUUAGAGGGUGUCAUUUAACUCUUCAAAUGAUAUGAAGAGUGGAAUGUUGCUGCUCUUCAAAUUCUGAAGUUAUUCUAGGAUGCCAUUGAUAAUUACAGUUGUAAUUAAACUUCACACUCAGUUACUCCUGUCGAUCUUCACCUAGAUGUCCUAUUUUUCAGAGCUUUGAAAGACUUUACCCAGUUUCCUAUCAUUUCAUUCCUACGUGGGAUUUGAAACUGAUGAACUUACAUAUUGACUCUCAAGAUAAUUUUUUAAUGUCUACAUUCCGAAAAAUGGGAAAUUUAGGAUCUUAACUUUGUAUUCUUCCUUUCCAGAUUCUUCCCUUAUUAAAAACAGGUUUCUUUAAUUAUCCUGUUUAACUUUUUAUUAUGCUGGUCCAUGAUGAAAUCAAAAAUUUAAACAGGUUGUGCAAGGCAGCCAUGUGACCCUAUUUGCAUUAAUUCACAAACUUUUUCCAAGUAAAUGGACAUGGAAGUAUGCAUGCGUGUUAAUGGGUCAUUUCCAGUCUGCUGACUGCAUUACAAAACUGUGUUGUUUUUUUGUUUGUUUUUUUAAAUAAAACGUGCAUACUUUGUUUUUAAAAUUAGGCUUUAUUCCAGAUUAAUGCAAGCAUCUGCUUAGGCCUUGUGAGUACAUGAGGGGAAAAUAGAAUGACUAAUUUUAUUCUGCAUUUCUUCAUUAUAAAAACAGUAAAUGAAGGCAUGUUGUGCUGAUUACAAGUUACUGGCUUCUUUUUCUUCCUCCUCUCCAACUUAACUUUAUCUAAGAUGGUGAUGAGAAUACUUAAAAUGAUGUCUGAAGAUUUUAUGGAGUUUCUCUGGGUACUUUACGUAAAAUAAAUGAAUGUGCUGUUCCUUCAAACAUAUAAACAUUGAGUUAUUAUAUUUAUCCUAUCUGCUUUGCUGGGUGUAGAAUACAUCUUCUAUUUUAUAUCAUUUCCAAUUUAGGGAUAGAUUACAAGUGGAGCGCAAAGUUAUCGUGCACCCGUAAAUGGGUACAUACGCCAGUUUACGGGCGCUCGAUAAAUAACCAGCCAUUACAAGUGGCUAAAUAUUGCUACCCCAAGCUCGUAGUAGCAAUUAGUGCUCAAAAAAUUAACCAGAGGUCAGACCUCCUGGUUAAUUUUUAAAAUAGCCCUCAAUUGCCCCCAAAAUACAGUGUAGUAUGCCUUUUUAAAAAUAAUAAAUGCACAAAGUUAAAGUGAGCAUAUCUGGGGUGUGAAAAGGGCCUUUACAUUGCAGUCUAUAGGGAACUGUUUAUUUAUAUACACAUAAACACAUAAAUAUGUAUAUAUUUAUAUAGAUACAGUAUAUACUUAACCUUUGCUGCCCAUCGCUGCACGACUUACCCCCUUUGCUGCGCUAGGUUUUCAUGCAUGAGAACGAGUCUCCAAUUGGAGCCUAUGCAAGCACGCUCUUGUGAGCGCAAAGCUUCCUAGCGAGGUCGUGUUCACAUAUCGCUCAACUUGUAAGCGAUAUUUUGUUCUCCACUCAUAAUCUGGCCCUUAAUAUGGGUAGCUUCCCUCCAUUGGAUCUAUCAAAUCUUAUUCUCCUUUAAUAAGUAUUAUUUAAAAAUAAAAGAUUAUGGCAUACGACUUCCCAGAGUCCUCUCUUGAAACUCAGCAUGACAUGAUAUACAUCCCAGGAAACUUGUAGGAUUUAUCUUGUCUCUUCUUGGGACCUGGCAGAGCAUAGCACCUCUCCUCAAGACAUCACAAAUCAUGGCACUUGUUCCAUAUUUAUGCAAGAACCUUUUUUGUAAUGUUACAUAAUUUCGGUUUACUUUUGGGAACCUGAAUGUACAUUUUAUACAGAACCUCUAUAUUUAUAUAAAGACUUAUGUAUUCAAGAAGUGUGUAGGCAUGUUACCAUAUUUACAAGCCAGAGUUUUGAGCAAGAGACGGAGAUAGAUAGAACUGUGCUCCUUUAGCCUUUUGUAUGUGUGUGAAACAAUAUGCAAUCAGGGAGGCAUAUCCAAGCAAAAAAAUGACAAAAAUAUAAUAUAAAGAGAAAAAUAAAGGGAGCUUAUAAACACAUACAAAGGCUCACAUGAACUAAUAAACAAAAAUGUGCAUGUAGAAAUGCAGAUGGACUGACUGAAGGGGACCUAUGGAAAUUAACAUGGACUGAUAAAAUAUAUAUGAAUGACCAUCACAUAGAGAUUUAUAGUAAGACAAAUUAUUUUGCUAUAUUUUUAUUGAUAUGUUUUUGUAAUUUCACAAGUUAUAUUUUGAAUUGUCUAAUUUAUUUAUUGCUGCUGAAUGUUUAUAUUAUUUAUAUUUUUACCACUUGCUAAUGCUGUUGAGAUUUAUUUUGUAAAGAUAUUAAACCUACUAUUAGUAA
Bombina bombina (fire-bellied toad) is the source of this 8681-nucleotide messenger RNA. RefSeq names its product centrosomal protein of 164 kDa-like. NCBI's taxonomy places the organism in Eukaryota, Metazoa, Chordata, Amphibia, Anura, Bombinatoridae. The record is from RefSeq and is a predicted model, not a curated record. The transcript is spliced from 33 exons. Bases 113 to 4135 code for a protein of 1340 amino acids. Gene Ontology annotation, molecular function: protein binding.